AUGGAUUCCUCACGCAUACGCUAUCCCUCUUCUCAACAAUCCCCACGAAGAACCAGACUCCUAUGUUCCUUCUUCAUCUGCCUCUCUCUAUUGAUCCUAACCAUAUUGAUACUGGUGAUUCUUGGGUUCACUGUUUUCAAACCCAAGAAGAUAACUACCACUGUAAACUCCAUUAAAUUAGCAGACGUCAAUUUAUCGACCGGCGGCGUAAAUGUGAGCAUUGAUGUCAGUCUUACUCUGAAUAACCCCAAUAAGGUUAGCUUCAAGCAUGGAAACAUCACAACAGAGUUAAAACACCGCGAUGUGUUCCUCGGUGAGGCCAUAGUACCAGCCGGAGAGAUAGUUUCCGGCAAGACACAGGAGAUUACUGUAACACUAACCAUAUUUGCCCAAAGCCUGGUUACCGAUACUUAUAUUCCAUCAGAUUUGCUUAAUGGGACAUUGCCUUUGAGCACAAUCACAACAGUUUCAGGGAGGGUCGUUGUUGUGAAGUUGUUCAAGCAUCACUUGGUUUCUAAAGUUUUAUGUGAUAUUUGGAUUGGGAUUAAGGAUCGGAAGGUCGAAAACUCAAAUUGUAAUUACAAGAAUAAGCUUUGA
Molecule: messenger RNA, 597 nt
Organism: Amborella trichopoda
Lineage: Eukaryota; Viridiplantae; Streptophyta; Magnoliopsida; Amborellales; Amborellaceae
Source: RefSeq, a predicted model, not a curated record